This is a messenger RNA of Hydra vulgaris (swiftwater hydra), 2186 nucleotides long. RefSeq lists its product as uncharacterized. The record is from RefSeq and is a predicted model, not a curated record. NCBI's taxonomy places the organism in Eukaryota, Metazoa, Cnidaria, Hydrozoa, Anthoathecata, Hydridae. Gene Ontology annotation, molecular function: nucleic acid binding; 3'-5'-DNA exonuclease activity. Gene Ontology annotation, biological process: DNA catabolic process. Gene Ontology annotation, cellular component: cytoplasm.
AGUAUCUUUUCAGCUCUGUGAAAAAACCGUUAUGUUAUCCAAGUCUACACGUCAUAAUUACAUUGGUAUCAUUGUCGUAUCUUUGUCUUUGUGUAUUGUUCAGAGUUCUAAUAAUAUAAAAAAAGAUUAAAGGAAUGGAGGCUCUUUUUGUUUUUUUUGACUUAGAAGCAUCACAUGCUGAUAAAUAUUUUGGUGAUAUUAUUGAAAUUGGCGCACAGGUUGAUCCUCGUUUGAUGAAAAAAAAAGUUUUUCAGAGUCUUAUAAAAACUGACCAGAAGUUAUGUUAUUUCGCUUUGAAUAAAUGCAGCAUCAAAGAAAGUGAUUUAGUUAAUCAAAGGUUAUUUCCUGAAGUGUUCACGGAGUUUUUAGACUGGGUUAAAUCAAUGAUUGAGGAAGCCGCAAGUAUUCAUAAAAAGCAGUUUUAUCCAGUGUUAGUGGCUCAUGGUGGUUUUGAAAAUGAUUUCAUGAUGAUUCAAGGGAACAUGCACAGAUUUGGGAUGAACAUCAAUUUAUUAUCAGACAUGUGUUUUGCUGACACCUACUAUUUUGCUAAAAAACUGCGCGAAAAUGGUUUGAAAAUUUUACAAGGCAGUCAACUUUCUAUUAAAGAGCUUUUAAAGAAAAUUUUUCCUCAUCAAAAAUUUCAUGGACUGCAUCGAGCACUUUCUGAUGUAAAGUUUAUGAUAAAAAUUUUUCUAGAAUCACCAUUAAAAGGUCAAUUUAAUGAGAUAGAAAUUGCAGCUUUUAAUAAAACGCAGUUGGACUUUACCUCCCGUGUUAAUAAUAAGGAAAACUGUCGAACGCUAGAAGCUACCAUGCCUGUUGGUUUAGCUAAAGUUACUUAUACCAUGACUUUAAAAAGGUUGUUGCGAAAUGGUCUUACUCAUGAAGGGCUGAUAGAAGUAUUUCAAAAUUCAGUUUCAUUUCAAGAUUUUUAUGACCAAAUGAAAGUCAUAGGUAUCGAGCGUAAAGCUUCAAAGUCUCUUGCUGCUCGACUAUCAUCAAUGGGAUAUGAUUGUAAUGGUAAAGAUAAAAGUACCCUUGAUGCUAAUUCUUCUGGUUACAAAUUGGUUGUUAAGUCUGAUAGAAAAAAGGCAGCAGAUUUUUUUUACAAUAUGUUCUCUGAUGAAUUUUUUUUCGCUCCAGACGAAUACGAAUUUGAGUUCGGUGACUUCGCUAAAGAUGAAAUUCAAUCAAUGGACGAUUAUUUUGAAAAUUUAUUUUAUUCAAAAUACAGGGUUAAAUUCUGCGUUAAAAAGAGAAACAUAGCGAAAGAGAACAGAGAUUACAAAUAUGCUCAUAUAAACGAGUCAGUUAAGCAGCAAAAUUUACAAAAAUCUAGCGAAGACUGUGAAAAUUGGGAAACAGAUAUCUUGCCUUUUGAUGUGGAGUUUGAGUUGCCAACUAACCGCGGACGAUUAGCAAAGGUUUCUUCUAUAGGUAUGACAGAGGAUUGUUUAAAUGGUCGCAGCUACUCAGCGCGAGUUCCUCUUUUUAAGCACUUUGAAGAUAUAGAUUUAAAAGCUCGGCCUUCGGGCGGAAUUCCAAAACCCGUUAAUAAAGAAUCACGCAAGAAAAGAAAUGUCAAGAAAAAAAAUAAAGUACUUGAUGAACUACAUGCUUCUAAUCGUAAUGCAGUUAGAGCUAAUGAUGGUGAAGUAUAUAUUUUACCUUAAACUUUUCAGAGUUUUUUUAAUUGUAUAUAUUUUGUAUAUAUAGGCAAAUAUGCUACUUGAAAACAUAUUUGCUUGCAGCAAGCUAUGCGUAAAUGCUAAUCUUAUCUCUAAUAUUCUUACAUUUUACAUCAUAAAACACAAUAAAACAUGCGUAUUGUUCGACUCCUAAAAUUAAAAAGUUAUCCAAGAAUAUAUAAAAUAUAGACUACAUUAAUAUUGCAAUAAAUAAGAACAUUAAUUUUUUUUUCCAAUUUUCAGAAUCGGAAUAAAAGGUAGCAAUUUUUAUUAACGAUUUGACUCGAGAAACAAUUCUAAUAAGUUUAUAUUUGUUUUAUGUUUAUUCGUGCAAACUUAGUUUUACCUUAAGUUCAGAGAAACCAAUUAACACGUUUGGUUAUAUUUUCAUUAAGACGUCUGCGUCUCGUACAAUUUUUUAUUUUUUUUUGUAUAUAAUUUUAAUAAUGUUUGUAAAAUUCUAUUAUCUAUAAAAAAAAAGUUGUGUUAUUGUUA